Molecule: messenger RNA, 1088 nt
Organism: Desarmillaria tabescens
Lineage: Eukaryota; Fungi; Basidiomycota; Agaricomycetes; Agaricales; Physalacriaceae
Exons: 3
Coding region: 443-790 (115 amino acids)
Source: RefSeq, a predicted model, not a curated record
AAAUCUGAUUCCAUUCCCUCUUCAACGUUCAACCAGCUCCUCCACUAUCUCGGCGCGCCACAUUCAUCGACAUUCCUUAGGGACCUUAUCCUUAACCCUGAUGUUCACCUACACCCUACGACUUGCCUUCGUAGUCCCACGAAGACGUGUUGCCUAGUCAAGAGUCUACAGCAUUUCUACUUGACGUUCUGAUUGUAUUCGCCUGGUAACGGCAAAUUUCCCUUCAACACGUCGCGCCUACUUGAAAAGACGUUCACCUUGGAUUCGAAGACCUUGGGGUUGAAGAGGUAUAAUGCUCAACUGGAAGACGUGGGAUUACACGAGCGCCUGUGAGUGCUGGGCAGUAUCUCGCUUUUGUCGCACAAGGAUAGCAUACGCCAAAUCGACAGAAUACACCCGCCAGACCAAGACGCCUCAGGCUCUCGUCAGGGACCUAUAAUAAAUGCCGAUGAGAACUUUGAUGGCUCUGGUAGAGAUUGCAAUUGUACUUGUACUGAUUCACAUUUGUGAAUAUACAAGUACUAUUCUAAACCGAUUGACCGUUCAACACCAGUCUGAUGGUAUACACCGAGAUGGCUUCCAAUCGUGCCCCAGUCAACAUAGCCAUCAGAAGUACAUACCUUCCUCGUCUCUGUGUCGAGGUCGUGCUAUUCCACUCUUACACAAAACGCCCCUUGGCCCAAGCAGCAUCAGUCUUCUCUCGACUGCAAGUGCCACCGACAGGUCCACAGUGACACUGUCGCAUCUCAACCUCCACGAAAGGCUCACUCAUGGAAGAAGCCAUCACUAGCAAGGCAUGAUUCUCUCUAGCAUAGAAAUGGCGAAGAAUUGCAUUUGCGGGCGUGAAUUGGGUGUUUGGAUGUAGUGGAGUGGAUAGGCGAGCAUAACUAGCGGAUGGAGGUCGUACGAUGGAGCUAUUGAGGGCGGAAGCAGGAUACAUCCCGAUCGACUGAUCGGCCGGGGCAUUUUUCAAAUCUACGCGUUCAAUCACACGCGGCGCUCUCCUUGUCCUUCCCGAUGGUGCCGAACCGGCUACGAUUCCGAAAAUCCAGGUCUUCUCGGGGAAUAUGCAGCUGCCAAUGCUCACA